Molecule: messenger RNA, 829 nt
Organism: Thunnus maccoyii (southern bluefin tuna)
Lineage: Eukaryota; Metazoa; Chordata; Actinopteri; Scombriformes; Scombridae
Product: hydroxyacyl-thioester dehydratase type 2, mitochondrial-like
Exons: 1
Coding region: 1-489 (162 amino acids)
Source: RefSeq, a predicted model, not a curated record
AUGAGUUUCAUAUGGAGUAAAAUCUUUAAUAAAGCUUGGCUGUGCUCCUCCUCCUUCGCCGCAGCAGCUCCUCUCUGCCGGCUGCUCCACGUCGGCCAGCAUGCCUCCCUCACCAAAGCGUUCUCCUCCCGCGACGUGGAGCUGUUCGCCGAGCUGACGGGCGACACCAACCCCCUCCACCUGGACCCGACCUACGCCAGCACCACCUCCUUCGAGACGCCCAUCGUCCACGGCGUCCUCAUCAACGGCCUGAUCUCGGCCGUGCUCGGCACCAAGAUGCCCGGCCGCGGCUGCGUCUUCCUCUACCAGGAGAUCCGCUUCCCGGCGCCGCUCUACAUCGGCGAGGAGGUGCUGGCUGAAGCCGAGGUCCGUAAGAUCAAGAUGUCGUUCGCCAUCAUCGCCGUCACGUGCUCAGUCAAGGACAAGGUGGUGAUGGAGGGGGAGGUGAUGGUGAUGAUGCCCGAGGAGGAGCAGCAGCAGGGGAAGUGAGGAGGUGAAGAUGGCGAAGGUCAGAGGUCAGCACCCUGACAAUAGACUGGUCAGAUGACGUGAGAUCGUGCAGCUUUGCGUCUUGACUUCAUUUGUUUGCAACAACUUUUGUACAUGAUGGAAUUUGCUCCGCGUUGACUUCAUGCUGUUAUAUUUGUUGAUUAUUGAUUAUGUGCUUGAACUGCAACAACAACUUGUGUUUAUUGACAGAUAAUCUACCAGAGAGACGUGUCAGUCAGUUGAUAAUUUAUAAUUUAGCUUGUUUAAUGUCUCUGAUCUGCUCUUUAUUUUGUUUAAUGUUUGAAAUCUUUUGUGUAGAAUAAAAAUUCUGAAUGAUUAA